GUGAAAGCAACAACAGGAGGGUGGAUUGGACUUUGAGCAUUCAAAGCACUGUCUGUGCCGUCCCAGUCCUCUGACAGAGCCUGGAUGAGAGUAUAAAAGCCCUGAGCUGAAGUCAAGAAAUCAGUCUCGUCUGAGUACUCGCCAACUUGAAGGGAGAGAGCUUCAACGAACCCAUCAUGGGGGACUCAAAGCUCUGCCUCUUGCUGCUCCUCAGCACAACUGCCUUGGCCUUUGCCCAAGAAGAAGAUCAGCCAACCUGCCUGCUGGCCAAACGGUACAAGACCCUGCACAAGUACGUCUACCAAUAUGAAGCUGAAUCUAUGAAUGCCAUCACUGGAGCCUCCAAGCUGGUGAACGGACCCAAAGGCGCCUGCACGGUUGAAAUUGAAGUACCUCAGUCUUGUAGUUACAUCGUCCGCACCACUGGCUGUAGCCUGAGUGAAGUGGUCGACAUGGACGCAGAAGGCAAUGUUGUGUUCGGCCCUGCUGCCGGCUCUGACGCCUUUGCUGCUGAAAUGGAGAAGUACCCUCUGAAGGUUGUGGUUGAGGGUGUGUAUGAUGUAAAACUGUACCCUGAGGAAGGUGAGACAACAAACAUCCUGAAUGUCAAGAGAGGUAUCAUCUCAGCCCUGGCUGUGCCUCUGGUUGAAGAGGAGAAGAACAAGAUUAUGCCCACAAUCCAUGGCAAGUGCAAGACCUACUACAACGUCAAUGCCAGAGAGGACAUCGCAACUGACAUCGAUCUCACCAGGGAUCUGUCUGGAUGCGACCAUUUUGGCCCAAUCAGAGCUCACACCAACCCUCUGGCACUUAUCCGUGGCUUGAACUACCCUGUGUCCAAGAUGAUCAGAAGCACUCAGACCUGCAACUACAAGUUCGACAACGAGAAGAUGCACCCCAUCUCUGGAGCCUGUACUGAGAAACACAUCCUCAUUCCCUUCUCACACAAGGGAGAGAAUGGCGUUACCAAUGUUGGAAAGCAAGCACUCACCCUGGUUGAGGUCACUCCUUACAACGAGAGGGUGUUUGAAACAAGCGGAAUUGUCAAGAGUCUUCAUGCUGACACUGUUGAGGACAAGAGUGUUAUCCAGGAUAAAGAUGCUGGUCUGAAACUCCUUGGAGAGCUGGCAGCUCUGCCCGAGGGUGAGAGCGACAGAAGGGCCGACCUCUUCAGAAGGCUCGUCACCAUGGUCCGUGGCAUGAAAUACGAGACCCUGAGUCCCGCCGUUCCCGAGGCUCUUGCCGUGUCCCGUGCGCUGACCUACCAGGUCCUGGCCCAGUGCGGAACCCCUGAGUGCAGCAGUGCCAUCAUGCAGAUCUUCAGGACUCUUGAUACAUCUUCACUCGAGGUUGAUGCCGGUGUGUUUGCUUUGGGACUGGUGUCCAAUCCUUCUCCUCUGCUGAUCAAUGACAUGCUGCAGAUGGCCAAAUACAAGCCUAGCAAGCCCAUCAUGUAUGCUCUGAGCAACGUUGUCAAGAGAUUCUACAAAGCUGAGGGAAAACUGAUCCCCGAGAUUCACGCUGUUGCUGAGUUCCUGACUGCACAGUUGGGCGAUUGCAGUGGUGACCAGGAAACCACUUUCAUGACAUUGAGGGUUAUUGGAAACAUGGCUGCUGCUGUUGGACCUGCCAGCCCUGCUCUCAGAGCUGCUGUGAUCCAGUGUGUGAACAAACCUGAAGCUUCCCUGGCUGUGCAGGAGGCUGCCAUCCAGGCAUACAGGCUCACCCCAGUCCCCGCUGAGGGCAGAGAGGUGCUCAUGCAGGUGCUUCUGGACGGUGCUAGCCCCAUGCAGAAGCGUAUCGCCGCCUAUCUGGUUCUUAUUAAGGACCCCAUGCCCACUGAACUGGAACAGCUGGCAGCUGCUCUUCCCAUUGAGCAGGACCAACAAGUCAAGAGCUUUGUGAUCUCACAUGUGACCAACAUUCUGUCCUCAACUCAGCCAGAGACCCUUGAACUGAGGCGCAGAAUUCUUGAUGCCCUGCAAGGUAACGAAGUUGGACCCACAAUGGACCCCACUAAGUUCUCUCGCAACUACAAGAUCGGAUCCGUGGAAGGCAACAUGCUCUUCGAGGGUGCCAGCUACCUGCCAAAGGAAGUCAUGCUUGAAAUGACUCUGAAGGCUUUCGGCUUUGACAUCGACAUGGUUGAGAUUGGCAUGGAGGGUAAAGGAUUUGAGCCAACUGUUGAGGCCCUGUUCGGAGAGAAUGGUUUCUUCCCUGACACUGUCCUAAAGACAAUGUACUUUGUCUCUGACAACAUGCCAUCCAGUGUCAACGAGAUCUUGGGUAACAUGAUGCCUGCCCUGAAGAGAGACAGAAUGAAGAGACAGGCCACCCAGAACCUGCUGAGAGACCUGGGACGCAAUGUGAACAAACUUGUGAGGGAUCUCAAGACAGCAGAGUCCCCUGAGGCAAUGGUUUAUCUGAGACUUUUGGGUAAUGAGUUGGGAUACCUGAAGACAAAUGAAAUUGAGGAGAUGGCCUACUCUGCAGUCAUGAUGAUUGACAGCAUGGCCAAGAUGUUCCCAGCUGAUCUUUUGAAGGCACUCAUUACCAGCGCUGACAACACAAUCUUUGCCCACUACGUUUUCAUGGACAAUGAGUUCUACCUGCCAACUUCCCCUGGUGUGCCUCUGAGGAUUGCCCUGUCUGGUACCUUCACCCCUGGCAUUAAGGGUGGACUUAAGAUCGCUCCAGACAUGAGCGAAGUCAGCUUCAUGCCCUCUGCUGGCAUCGAGUUUGACACUCGCAUUGGCUCAUUUGUCCCUGAAUACGUCAACUCCGGACUGGAGAUGCACACCAGCAUCUUCCAUGAGAGUGGACUCAAGGCCAAGGUCGCCAUGGCACGUGACAAUGUCAAGCUGACCAUCCCUGCUCCAGUGGCUCCAGUGAAGCUGGUCAAAAUCACAAACAGCUUUUUGGCUGUGGCUGGAACAUCAGAGUGGACCAUCCCCCCUGCAGUGACAGACAAGGUUGAUGUGAGCGAGUGCACACCCUUCUUUGCUGGAAUGAAAUACUGCAGUGCUCUGCUGUACACUGAUGCUUUCUAUCAGGAGACACCUUACUUCCCCUUCACUGGUGACAGCAAAUUUGCCAUUGAACUCCACCCAACUGGUGAAGUCACUGAGUACACAGCCACUAUUUCCUACGAGCUCCUCAGAGAGGGAGAAGAAGGCCGUCAGAAGGUUGACUCCCUCAAGGCUGUUGUGAGAGCUGAAGGUGCCGACCCCACUGAAGCCACAGUGCUGGUAAAAUACAACAGAAGGAAGAAUGUCCUCACAGCUGACAUCCAAGUCCCAGACUUUGAUGUGGAAGCCGGAUUCAGGCUGGGCAUUGUUGAUGGAAAUACCAAGGGCAAAGGAACUCACUCCAUCUCUCUUGACUUAAUCAACAAGAACAUCCCUCAGCUCUCAAUGGUUGGACGUGCCAAACUUAUGGCCAUGAAGGAAGCUAUGCUUGAGCUCCAAGUUCUUGUCCCCAUGCUUGAUGCUGACGCUACUGUCACAGCAAACCUGAAACGUGAUGAGGAAAUGGAACUGGCACUGAAGACUGACAUCAAGCUAAUGGGUGCCACAUCUGAGCAGAAGAUUGCAAUGAAAUAUGAUGGCAUGAAGGUUGAGGUUGAGGCCAAGUCUGAUGUGAACGCUGAGACUGCCAUCCUGCCCAAAGCUGGACUCAUUGAUGCGUACGGCAACCAGCUCCUUGACAUGCCAGUGGGACAGGCUGACAUGAAGGUCCGCCACAUCUUCAAGAAGCUUGGAGAGACUGCAAACGCCUACAUUGAACAGUAUGGUGCUGAUAUCAGAGUGCCUGAAAUGCCCGAGAUUUCCCUGCCAGAAAAACUGUUCCUGAACACUGAGGCAAAGGCUGUCUACUACUUCAACAACGAGCGAUUCACUAUCUCCCUUCCUCUUCCUCUUGGUGGAAAAUCAACAGAAGAACUUAAUUUCCCACCAGCCCUGACCACACCUGCUAUCUCUCUGCCCCAGUGGGGACUGGAGAUUGUUUCUGUGGAAAUUCCCAUCCCAGAGCUUGUUGUCCCUGAGAGCCUUACUCUGGCUAUUCCUCUCUUUGGAAAAGCUGAAGUUUCAGCUCUGAUGAAGAGCAACCUCUACAACAUGGAGGCCUCUGUGGCUGCUGGCAAAGAUGUUGUUGAGACACCAAGCUACUCAGCUAAGUUUGAUGUGACAGGAACCUCCCCAAUUGACGUUCUCUCUGUCAAGAUUGAAGGAUCUGGUAUGCUGGCCACCACUGAUGCCAUCAAGGCCGAACUGAAAACCUCUUUGGCCCACAAAUUCAUUGAGGCUAGUGUUGUUAUUACCGAGGAUGCCACAAUCACAGACAAGAUUAGCCUGAAGUCCAACAGCAAGGUUGAUGCCACAAGCCCCCUUGGUGUCAAAAUUGCACUUGAGCACACUGGUAUGGCAGGAAUCAACACUGAAGAAAUCUCUGCUGAAAGCAACUUAGAGGGAAUGCUGAAGGUCGGACCUGUGUAUGGAAAGGCCAUUGCAACUCAGUCAGCCACCAUCUCCCCAUUCAAGCCAGAAGCAAAGAUUGAUUCCACCCUUCAGAUUGACUCCACACUUGUCAAGGCCCAGAACACCAUUGCAGCAACUCUUGCCAAUGGUGAACUGUCAGUGAUGUCAAACACCAAUGCCUUUGAAGACACUCUGACCCAUGUUGCUGAGCUUUCCUUUAAAGACAGCAAGCUGUCUCUGAAAUCUGAUACCAAUGCCAUGCCUCUUGGUAUCAAGGUCCGCAACCAGGCUGAGGCCUCUGCUGGUGCAGGUGAAGUCCUGCUGAGAAUGGAGACCAAUGCAGACUACAGUGAAAACCGUGUUUACUCUCUGCAGACUGCUUCCCUCAACACCAACGGUCUGACUGUGAACAGCGAUGCCACCAUUAAGAUCCUUGAGAAUGAGGCAACUCACAAGGCUACUCUGACAAUGAACAAGGAUGGUCUGACCACAAGUGGAUCCAACACUCUUCAGAGCCCCCUUGCAUUGGAGAACACAUUCAAUGCUGGCUUAGAUGCUGCACAGGCCUCUCUGUCUAUUACCAACAAGGCUGUUUUGAGCGACAUUAAGGUUGAUAAUGCAAACACUCUGACAAUUACUCCAGCCAGCCUUGACUUCAGCUCAAAGGCUGAGGCUGCAGCUAGUGAGUAUGCUGCUUACACUCAUGAUAUCACCGUUGCUCUGAAAGACUACACAGCAACUGCCAAUGUUAACAACAACCUGAAACUUCUGGAAGCCAACCUCAUCAAUGAGGCCAAGCUUCAGGCAGAGCUCUACAAAAUCGAUCUCACUGGAAGCCUGAAAGCCGUGUAUGGCGAGGAAGAGAUCAAGCACCUUUAUGAGGUGAAUUACGCUGAUAUGGCAGCACUUGCAAAAUGCAGCACUACUGGAAAACUCCUUGGAACUCACAUGAACCAAAACACUGAGAUUGAAGUUAUUGGCCUUGCUGCCAGGAUCGCCAACGAUGCCCGCUUCAACUCACAGCCAAUGCGCUACGACCACACCAUCCGUGCCAGUGUUGUGCCUUUUGAUUUCAACCUUGAUGCCAUCGUCAAUGCUGACGGAGACAUGACCAUGUAUGGCAAGCACAGUGCUCAGCUCUACGGAAAGCUCCUCCUUAAAGCCCAGCCCCUGGCACUGGCUAGCUCACAUGAAUGGAGAGCAUCACUGAACCAGCAGCUGGAUAAUGGUUUCACCCUUGAGACAACAUUGGACAACAAGAUGGACAAUGUUCUGUCACUCCAGGAGCAGAAGAGCAGCUUCAGAAUGAAAUCAAAGGUGAAUGAGCAUGCCUUCAACCAGGACUUGAGCAUUUACAAUACUGCUGAAAGAGCAGGCAUUGAGGUUUCUGGCACCAUCCUCACCAACAUCCUCAACAGCGAGUCCCCAGACAACCAGGAAUAUGCCAUCUCAGGCUUCCUCAAGUACGACAAGAGCACAGACAGUCAGCUUAUCCAGCUCCCUCUUAUUGACCUGCCCACCUUAGUGGAAAGCAUCAAGGGUGUAGUUGUGUAUGUUGGAGAGGCACUGCAAGGCUUCAUCAACAAUGAGGAGGUAAAGGCAAGACUUCAAGCUAUUCCACAGUACGUAGAUGACUUUGUUUCUCAACUGAAUCUUGAGGAAAAGGUUGCUCUGCUGAAACAGUACUUAAGUGAUCUUUCACAAGAAUACAUGAUCACCAUGGAGGAUGUGGAAGCCACUCUGACAAACCUGAAGGCAACUGUUGUAACCCUGCUGUCAGAUCUCAGUGUUUACAUCCAGAACAUUGCUGUAAUGGUUAAGGAGAUUAUUGCCAGUGGUACCCUACCUGAAACCCUCACUCAGACAGUCCAGCAGUACUGGACUGCUUUCAAUGAGGAGUACGACAUCAAGGCCAUAGUUGUGUACAUCAUUGACACAGUUACAGAGAUGAUCCAGCAGAUUGACCCAGAAAAACUGAAGGACAGCAGCAUUGCAUUCCUGAGUGAUAUUGAAGCCCAGUAUGCCAUUAAGGCUAGACUGCAGGAAAUAAUUAGUUAUAUCAAGGAGACAGUUGAGACCUUUGACAUGCAGCAAUUCCUUGAUGGUCUGAAGAACUUCAUUUCAUCUAUUGACCUUAAAGCUCUCAUUGAUACACUCGUUAGUAAGCUUCCCACAGAGUUGAUCAGCGAAGUCACAACCACAAUCAAAGAGCUUGUUCAGGAUCUGGACAUCCUUGGUAAGAUCAACACAUUCUACGCCAAGUUGAGAGAGCUGUUGGUGAAAUUUGAGGCUGACAAGAAGGUUGUAGCUAUCUUGGAAAAGGUUUUGGAGAUUAUCAAGCAACUCAAAAUUGAGGAAACCAUCAAGACUGUUACCACAAUGGUGAAGGAUGCCGAUCUUCCAGGAAAACUGAUGCAGCUCCUCCAGACCACCGUUGAGUACUUGAAAACAACUGAUGUUGAGGGUAUGAUUCAACAACUGAAUGCACUUAUUGAAACUGUUGUGCAGAAAGUGAAUUCAUUGGAGUAUAACGAUCUGGUGACAAUUGCCAAUGAUUGGAUCAAAUCAUUGACAGAUAGUGUGAAUGAGCUGAUCAGAACCCUUGAAUUCCCCCAGAAAUUUGAGGCAGCAAAAGAGAUGAUCAACCUUGUCCUGUCCUCUGCUUCAGGCUUUAUGGAGAGCUUAAGAGAAAUCAAAGUUGCAGAAUUGAUCAAAUCUGUUAAGGAUUUCAUCGACCAAAGUUUGCUUGCUAACCUUAAGGGAAUUGCUGAAUAUGUUAAGCAGACAAUUGCAGAUUGGGAUGUCAAUGCUGACAUCACAUAUUAUCUGAACCUUGUAAGCAAAUACUACACAAAGGUCUUUACCAUCAUCACUAACAUGUUCACAAAUAUCGUUGAGGUGAUUAAGACAGUCUUACCCGACCAGAAAAUCAUCAGUGAGAUUCAGCAAAUCUUUGAGAGCCUCCUUACUGAACUUAAAAAGCUUGAGCUGAGCACACCAUCCUUCAGUGUUCCUUUCACAACUCUUGAUGUUCCUUCAAUGAAGUUGAGCUUGGAAAAACUUGAAAUCCCAACACAGCUGGACAUUCCUGAGUUUACCAUCCUGGGCGCCUACACUGUACCAGCCACCACAAUUACCAUUGAUGACAUCAAGCAGAAAAUAAUUGCACUUCUUGAUUUCAUUGCUAACUUUGAGAUCACAAUGGUGGACAUAGAUGCCUUCUUUGGAGAACUGACAAUGAACUACCUUCCUACCUUGCCAGCAAUUGCCUUCCCCGAGAUCACUCUUCCUGAGAUCUCAUUCCCUGCCAUCCCAUCAGUCCCUGUAGAAAAAUUUGUCAAGUCUCUCCAGGUUCCUGAGAUCAAACUGCCAACUAUUCCAAGUGGAUUCAUGGUACCAUGCUUUGGCAAACUCUAUGGUGAAAUCAAAUUCACUCUGCCCAUCUAUGCAAUGAGGACAUCUGCUGAGAUUCAGAACUCAAGUGAGAGUGAAACAACACCCACACUUACUGGAUUCUUCUCAUCCCAGGGCACAUCUCCAAGUUUUGAAAUCCUCAAUUACAACAUUGACUCCACUGCUCGUAUUGCAAUCCCAAAAAUGAGCCGUGUUGUUGUGGCAGAGACCCUCAAGCUGAACCAUCUUAUUCUUGGAGUUGAUCAUCAGGCAUCUGUGAGCCUCUAUGGCCUUUCAGCCCAGGCCCAAGCCAAAACCACAGUUAAGGUUACUACUACCCCCUACACAGCUGAAUUUAUGAACACAGCCUUUAUUGCUAUGGAAGAAGGAAUGUCUGCCUCUCUUGAUACAACCUACACUCAUGUAGUGGACCUUCCAGUUUUCAAUGUCAGAAAUGAGGCCACUGCAAGCCAGAAAGCAGUUGCUCGUCUGAAUGGCUACACCCUGACUCUCACUGUGGACAAUUCUGGCAAUGGCAAGCUUAAUUCUGAAGAGGGCACCCACAAGAGCAACAUGCAUUUGUCACUCACUCCCAGCAUUGCCACUCUGACCUUCUCUGGAGACACAGACUCUACUCUCUUGAAGAUGAAACAGCAAGCUACAGCUGAGUUAGGUACCUUCUCCUACCUCAAGUUUAACAUCCGCAAUGAAGCUGAGGCACCAAUCAUCAAGAACAGUCUUUUUGUGGUAACUGGACAUGCCAACCUCUAUGACCUGAAGGUUGAGCUGAAAGCAAACCAUGAUACAGAACUGAAUGGUCCAAUCAGUGGAGUCCUGUCCAAUGGCAUCAAUGUUAUGGUCCGCCCUGUGGAGAUUGUCUUUGAAUUCCAGAACAAAGGAAAUGCCAAGGUCACCAUGUUUGAAACUAUUACUGCCAAGCUAGAUCUGCAGAAUGAUUAUACAGCCAUCUUGAAACCUGAGGGCCAACAGAUUAACACUGUGGCUCUGGCUCGUCUCAACCAGUACAAAUUGUUCUACAAUUUAACUGUUGACAACAAUGCAAAUGAGGCUGGCAUCUUUGCUGCUGUAGAAGGCGAAGCAAACCUUGAUUUCCUGACAUCCCCCAUCAGCAUUCCAGAGCUUGACCUACCUUUUGUUGAUUUCCACACCCCAGCUAUCAGUGAUCUGAACUUGUAUGAGGAGACUGGACUGAAGAACAUUCUGACCACCACUGAGCAGACUGUAGAUGUAGAUGCCAAAGUUAUUUACAAGAAGAGUCAAGCUGCCCCUCUUGCUGAUAUCAUGGGUCUUAUCCAGAUCCCCUCUGUGGGUAACCUGAUCACAGAGCUGUCUUUCAAGUCCGCCAUCAUUAACUUGAAUGCCAAUGCUGGACUAUUUGCUGAGGAUGAUCUUGUAUUCCGUCUGGGUGCUACCACAGCUUCUGUGUUUGAGGCCCUGGUAGCCAAAAUUGAUGGCACCACCAGUCUCACCACUAGGAGAGGAAUCAAGCUGGCAAACUCUCUUUCCCUUGAAAACAAGCACAUUGAAGGAACUCAUGACAGCACAAUCAGUUUGAGCCUCGAGACCCUUGACGCUGCUGUCUCUGUGGCUACAGUUGCAAAGAUUGCCCUGCCCAUCCUCAACCUGGAGGCAAACCAAAAUCUGGUUGUUGACACCAAAACCAAACCAAGUGCUGCAUCCACCUGGACAAUGAAGGGCAACUUCAAUGUCCCAGUGAUCAAUGCUGUUGGAAAGGCCGAGCUGGACCACAGUCUGAAGCUGGAGGGAACCUUUGAAUAUGCUUCAAUCGAGACAUCCACAAGGGCAAAUAUGGACGGAACAGUGCUUGAAGACUAUCUGCUUUUGGGAGUCCUUGAUAAUGAGGCCAACAUGUAUCUUAAUGCUGAUGGCCUGCGAUCUGCUCUCAAGGUAAUCGCUGAUGCCAAGCUUAACCAGGGAACCACCAAAAUGCUUGCCAUGGAUGUUAAUGAGAAUCUUGAAGUUGAAGCCUCUCUUAGCCGUGUGUAUGCAGUGCUGAAGUUUAUUGGAAACAAUGAGGCAAAUGUGUUCACCUUCAACACCAACGGAAAGCACGUUGCCCAGGCUACAAUUGAUCUUGCACCAACCUCCUCACUGACCGCUGACAUUGAGAUUGAUAUGUCUCAGCCAACUAGCAUUGGUGAUUUCAUCAUCUAUGGGAAAGCUAAUGCUGGAGUAACACCUGCAGAGCAGAAGAUUUCUGCAAAUGCCAAGGUUGCCAGCCCACUGUUUACUACAAACCUGCAGGCUGAUGUUGAGGGAAAUCUCCCUGUCCUCAAAGUCAUCAUCAAGUCUUCUGCCACCUCUGUUGUUGGGUUCUUGCAAUAUGACAUUGAUGCUUCAACUUCAACAAGCUUUGAGGAUGAAGCUCUGAGCUGGAUCACCAAACUUGCCCUGACACAUGCUGACUUGACCAUGAACGUAAACCAUGUUCUGAGCCUGCCCUUGAGCCAUACCCUGAGUGUGGACAUCAACAGUCCUACCUUCACCGAUGUGAACGCUCAUUAUGCUCUGAGCAACGGCAUCAGUGCUUCCGUUUCUAUCCCAGCUGCUGGCUUCUUGGGCCUUCAGCUCAAUGGUCCAGUCCCAAGUGCAAGACUCUUUGGCCGUUACCCUUCUGCCCCAGAAGUUGAUGUUGACAUCUUGAUCAUCAAAGCAGCUCCUAAGGAUGCUGAUAAGAUGAGCCUGCAGGUUGCCUACAACAUGGAGGCACCCAAAGUACUGCUCUCUGAAGCCAAGACGAGACUCCCUUCCAUCAUCUCUACAUUGACAAUGUUUGCUGACAAAUACCAAAUCACAGGCUACAUUGUGGAGUUGAAGAACUCAGUUGUUACCCGCAUUAGCGAAGCAUAUGAUGCUGCAGUUAACUAUGAUGCUUCAUUGAGCCAACUGUCAAUCUUCUUCAGGAACUUCAUUGUUCAGUACCAACGUACUGUUCAGACCUUCCUGGAUGCAGUCAUCAAGGUCCUUAGGGAGACCCAGUUCAAACUGCCAGGUACUGAUGAGAUGACCACUCUCCCUGAAGUACUUAAGAAGCUUACCAGCAGCAUUGCUGCUAUGCUAGAUGUUAUCAUCCAGGGUGUCUAUCAGAUUGUAGAAGUGUACCUGAACUCCUUUGUCGACAUGAUCAGUAACGUGAAAGUGCGCAUGCCAGUUGGUGAUGCAGUCAGUGUAGGACAGGUCUUUGAACAGGUCAAAGCAACUUACAAGGCAAUCUUUGAUGGGCUGGUGGACUUUGUGAAAAAUAUGGAAAGUCUUGACACAAUGCUGGAAAAGAUUGGUGAGACCCUGAAGGCUGUUGUUGAAAAAUCCCAGCAGCUUGUUGACUCUGUUCAGUCAGACUAUUUGGAUGCAUUGUUCAUCAACAUCAACAUCCUCUAUCGUAACGUUGUCACAGUCUUAAAGACUGUUGUUGACCAGGUCUCUGCCCUUGACUUUGAGCAGCUCAACAGUACAGUUGAGUAUGUUAUGGACACACUCAUUUAUGUUGUGGAGACAAUCAACAACACCGUCUAUGGUAUCCUUCAGGGAGCUUCAGCUGAGGCUCAAACCUACAUGAAAGUUAGUGAUGGUAGGCUUGAGAUUGAACUUCCAAUCCCCUUCCCUCAGUAAGGAAACCUCACAGACUGAGGCCUAAGUCCAUAUGAAACACUACCACCUGUUAAAAACAUGCAUGGAAGGAGUAUGGACAUUUAGCUCUUUAACCAUAUUUAUAACACUGAGUUUAACAACAACCAUUGUAGCACCAUUUUAAUCUAAAUGGUUUAUUGUUUGCAACGUUGAAAUGUAAAGUUCUACUGAAAGGCGACUUCAUGUAAAUGGUGGAAAGCAUCAAUAAAAAAAUUUAAACUCA
Molecule: messenger RNA, 11763 nt
Organism: Cheilinus undulatus (humphead wrasse)
Lineage: Eukaryota; Metazoa; Chordata; Actinopteri; Labriformes; Labridae
Product: apolipoprotein B-100-like
Exons: 29
Coding region: 177-11522 (3781 amino acids)
Biological process (GO): lipoprotein transport; cholesterol homeostasis; cholesterol transport
Cellular component (GO): low-density lipoprotein particle; mature chylomicron; very-low-density lipoprotein particle
Molecular function (GO): cholesterol transfer activity; low-density lipoprotein particle receptor binding
Source: RefSeq, a predicted model, not a curated record